This is a messenger RNA of Hippocampus zosterae (dwarf seahorse), 2936 nucleotides long. RefSeq names its product transporter associated with antigen processing, subunit type t, teleost specific (gene tap2t). Gene Ontology annotation, cellular component: membrane. Gene Ontology annotation, molecular function: ATP hydrolysis activity; ABC-type oligopeptide transporter activity; ATP binding. The record is from RefSeq and is a predicted model, not a curated record. NCBI's taxonomy places the organism in Eukaryota, Metazoa, Chordata, Actinopteri, Syngnathiformes, Syngnathidae. The transcript is spliced from 12 exons. Gene Ontology annotation, biological process: transmembrane transport. The coding region runs from base 387 to 2510 and encodes 707 amino acids.
UGAAUAUGACAUCUUUCUGGGUUAAAUCAAUUUGAAAUGACGAUUCUUAGUUGUCAAAUCAUCAAUUCGAGUUUUAAGUUGUUGCCGGAAACGCCCACUUAACCUGGAGCAACCACUUCCGCUAACUUGUUGUUUCCACUUCCGCCCGGUGACUUUCGCUUUCCUUUCGUUCGUUCAAAUAUUUUUGAUACGGCCAAAAUGAAAUCUACAACAUGCGAAUAUUAAUCAGCAAAACAAAAUGACAGUGUGCUCGAGUUUGCAAAUAUUAGCCAGCGAUAAGAAAGGAGAAAAAAAAUACGGAGUAAAGGUCGUUGGCGGCGAAAGUGAAAGUAAAUUGAACAGGGAAGGUUCUCGACGUUUGUCUCCGUGUUUGGAAGGGCUGCACGAUGCCGUCAGUCAUCCUUCCCGGUUUCCUGCUGCUGUUGGCGGACGCGUCUCUCACGUGGACCUUGUGGAGCGGCCUGCUGCCGAUGCUCGGCCGCGGGGCCGGCGUGGCCGAGCAAUGGGCCGGCGCGGCCCUCAAGUGGGCGCUCCUUGACGUCAUGACGCGUGCAGUGGCCCCCAAGAAGCAGCGGGUGAUAUUACGCGGGCUCGGCGCACUGCUCGUUCUCCUGCCCCGCUUACUCCGAUGCGGCAGCGAGCUCCGGGGGGAACCUGUCGCUCCCCCGGGGUUGUCCGAUCAGCUUCAGGUGUCGCUGUGCUCGGCGUUGAGUUGCCUCUUUUGGGAAACGGCCUUCGGCGGUGGUGGCGGGUUGACGGAAGAGGGCAAGGUAGCGCCGGACACUCGCCGUCUGCUCGCCAGGCUGCUUCAGCAAUUCAGACCCGACUUCCUCUUGCUGACUGCGGGUUGCGGCUUUAUCGUCCUCACCGUAGCCUGUGACACGUUGAUCCCGCUGUUCCAGGGCACGGUACUGGACAUGUUGCGAGGCGGAGCGCUCGACGGCUUCUACGCUACGCUGGGAAUCCUGGUGUGCUUCUCUGUGGGCAGCUGCAUUUUCUCUGGCCUGAGGUCUGGAUCCUUCAUGAUCAUGCAUGCUCGACUCAAUAAGCGUCUGAGGAUGGCGGUGUUCCGCACGGUGCUGUCCCAGGAAGUGCUCUUCUUCCAGGAGAACCAACCAGCAACUCUUUGUUCCCGCCUGCAAUCGGACGUGAACCAGCUGGGCCUGACGGUGGCGCUGAACUUCAAUGCCGUGCUGCGCAGCUCGAUCAAGACCCUCCUGAUGCUGGCGGUCAUGUUGUAUCAGUCGCGUCCGCUCACGGCGCUGGCGUGCGUCGAGAUCCCGGUCUUGGCCGCGCUGCAGAGACAACAAAUCCGUUACCACAAGGAAUUGAAGGAGCAGAAGCAGGACAGCCUGGCUCGCCUCAAAGAGCUCUGUCAUCAGUCGCUGGGCGGAAUCCACACAGUCCGAAGCUUCCGCGGCCAAUCGGACGAAGUCCAAAGAUUCCACGGAGAACUCCGACGCUUUCAAGAGAUCAAAAUACGAGCCGUGCGACGCAAAGCCUUCUUCACCCUCUUGCGGAGGUUGGGCGGUUUGGCGACAAAGAUGGUGAUGCUGCUGGCGGCUCGCUCGCUGGUGUCCGGCGGGCAGCUGAGCGGCGGGACCCUCCUGACGUUCCUCUUGUACCGGAAGCCCAUGUCACGCAACCUCAAGGAGAUCUUCGUGUGCUGCGGCGACACGUUGGCCACGUUGGGCAUCAUCUCCAAAGUCUUCAGCUACCUGGACCGCUCGCCCAAACGCCGAACCGACGGCCACCUGGCGCCUGAUGCGCUGCGGGGCGAGAUGGUGUUCCAGAAUGUCACCUUUGGCUACCCGUCCGCAGCGGGGGACGAACCGGCGCUGAAGGACGUGUCCAUGGCGCUGGAGGCGGGAAAGGUGACCGCCCUGGUGGGCCCGUCGGGUGGCGGGAAGACUUCCUGUGUGGGACUCCUCAAGCGACUGUACGACCCUCAGAGGGGGUCCGUCCUGCUGGACGGCCGGCCGCUGCACGCCUAUGACAACGCCUACCUGCAUCGUAAGGUGGUUUCGGUUCCCCAGAAUCCGGUUCUCAUGCGCGGCUCGCUACGCUACAACGUGGAGUACGGCCUGGAGGACUGCGACUUCCGGCGGGUGCGAGAGGUGUGCGCCAAGAUCAAAGGGGACCGGCUCUUGGCCAAGAUGGAGGCCGACUACGACGCAGACGUGGGCGAGGGCGGCGCGCAUCUGUCGGAGGGCGACAAGCAGAGCGUGGCGCUGCUGCGGGCCCUGGUGCGCCAACCUCGGGUCCUCCUCCUGGACGAGGCCACCAGCCAGAUGGACGCCCACACGCAACACGCCGUCCUGGAGGAGGUGGUCCGUUGCGGAUGCACUGUCCUGAUGGUGGCGCACCGCCUGCGCAGCGCGGAACGAGCCGACCGCGUCAUCUUCAUGGAAAACGGCGUCGUGACGGAGGAGGGGACGCACGCGCACCUGAUGGCCAUGGGGGGGCGCUACCAGAGACUCAGGCAGGAGCUCUCCGACCAGCGACCGUGACCCAUCUGUCAAGUCGCGAUCGCAGCCGGCCAGUCGCGGAGCGCGUGAGGGAAAAUUGGGCUUUCCAACUUUCCAACGGCUCUACUGGAUGAAGGACUUGGGAAUUAGUUGUCUGCCUCCUCACACAUACCAACUUUUAUGACGACCCCCGGAUCAAACCGGACAUUGUGUUAUUGCAAUUGUUUUACACGGGGCGCAGCUGCCCGCCAUUUUUUUGCACACUGCCUCUAUUAUUAGUUUUUAUUUCUUCAAGCGCACCCUCAUCGAUGUCUAAAACUAUCGAGGGCAGAAUCAAUUUGUACUGAGUUGUGAUGUUUGAAGACAGAGAAGAAAAGAUGUCAUGGCGUCGGCUCUUGAUUCCACUUUUCGAGAAAUAAAAGAACCCGUGUGCCAAGGAUCGACAAACGGGCCAAAUUCCUUUUGAAA